UUUCACGUCGACGCUCGUCUUCCCUCACGAGGCUCUCAAACAAACCUCACGCGCCAGAAUCCCUCUCAUUAUCAGCGGCAGCACCGCCCCGUCGACUCGCCCUCCCGAGCAGCGGAGCACCGCUGUGGCGGAGUCCUUGACGGGGACGAGCACCCGGGUGAACACGACGAAACGCCGCUGUUUACAUGAAGGCAGGCAGAUUCUCGCCGGAAGGCUGCGACCAGGCUGGCUGCAGCUGAGCUGUUCAUGCUGUGUUGACAGAGAGGAAGACCGAUCCAGCUGAAGAAGGAGAAGGAAGGGAGAAGACUGCUGACUCCAUGUCUUCGCCAAAUAAAAGAUCUGGCUCUGGAUCACGCAAAUUCAACCUGCUGAAGGCCCUACAGCCUAAGCACCGCUUGCAACAAAUGCUGUCGUCUCCCACUGCAUCCCCUGUUUUUGACUAUUGCAGGUUUAUAGAGCUAGACUACACACCCAUGGAGUCAGGCAUUAUGGUCUCUAUGAGACAGAGCAGAGGAUUUCUGACACCAAAGUCCCCGGAACACCACUGUCGACGGAGUCCAGCACCUGUCAGUAACCGUGAUCCCUAUGGAAAUGCCUCUCUCAGCAGCAGUAGCAAUUCAGGGUCAUGCAAGGGCAGUGAUGGAAGCCCAACCCAUAGGCGUCACAUAAAAUACACCUCCUGCAAUGAUAACCAUGGUAUCCGACCCCCUCCACCUGAGCAAUACCUUACCCCGCUGCAACAGAAAGAGGUGUGUAUCCGACACCUCAGAGCACGGCUCAAAGAAACCAUCGAAAGACUACAGGACAGGGAUACUGAGAUUGAUGAGUUGCGUACUCAGCUGUCUCGUAUGCAAGAGGAUUGGAUAGAAGAGGAGUGCCACCGUGUGGAGGCCCAGUUGGCUCUGAAGGAGGCUCGCAGGGAGAUCCAGCAGCUUAAGCAGGUGGUCGAUGUCGUCAGAUCUAGUCUGGGAGACACCGACACUGGAGUGCAAAAGUGCUUCCAAGACAUAAACCUCCAGAACCACAAGCUGGAGUCUUUAUUGCAAAGCAUGGAGCUGGCUCAGGUCGGGACCCCCAAAACAGGCGAAACCCUGGCAGGUGGAGGGGUGGUGGGGGCAGAGCUGGAGGUCAGCGAGGGCCUGGUGGAGUCUUCUGAAGGCUCCCCAGCUCGCUCGCUUACCCGCAGCUCUACCUACACCAAGCUAAGUGACCAGACUGGCCAGGAACGUGGCAGUAAUGAAAAUGGGUGUGACAUUCCAUGUUUGUCAGGUGAGGGCACGCAGGACAGCGGGUUUGUUUGCUGUGGAGAAAGUGGAAGAGGAGCAAGCAAAGCAGACCUGCUCCUGGAGGCUGCGUUUUUGUCUCAAGAGACGGCCUCGCUGCUUAACGCGCACUCCCGCCUGCCACACUCCUCCACCUAUGAAGCACUGAGCAUCAGCGAGCCGAGAGUUGUGCCACUCCGCUGCAGUGGGAUCGGGACAGGGACAACUGUCAGUGUAAGUCAUCCAUGUCUGUCGCAUCAUCACCUAUAUCUACAUCACCUGCGUGAGCAAGGCAUUCAAACCGACUACGACCAUGCCCCUGCUUCGGCACCUGCUCAUGGUCCCAGUACGUCCUUUAACUCCGAUCUGGACACUAUUGCUGAGCGUACCUUCCGCUCCCAGGCAUGCAGUCCGACCUCUACCUGGAUGUCCGAUGAGGGAGAUGAUCUGGAGUCGGUAGCCACAGAGUCAGCCAUUACGGCAACAGUUGCCACAGUUUCUGUCGUAACAGACUUUUCCACUAAGUCUGCACCAGCUAUUGCAAUGGAGCCUUGGGCAUCAAAAGGACCUGCGACUUUAGUGUUGGAGUCUUCUGUCAAGGAGACAACUGUUUCCGAGAUCCUUACAGUCUUACCAAUCACCACAACAGCUUUGACCACAGACACCAUGGGGUCCCAAGUACAAUCUCAACCUGUGACAGACCCUUUGCCAAACCCUGGCACCUCACCUUGCUCCAUAGAGCCAUUGUUUGGCAUUGAAGGAGAGCCCCUUCCACAGACCACUCAGCCUCUUAGUGUACUAACAGAGGCUGGGGUUGAAGGGGAUCAUGUCAUUAAUAUAGGCACAGACGAUGAAGAUGAGGUUGAUGAGAGUGCGACGAACACAGAGUCCAAGUCAUCUGGCUGUGGUUUACCAGCAAAGAACUACUGGAGCCGGCACUUCCUAGUGGAUUUGCUUGCGGUGGUCGUGCCAGUGGUCCCCACAGUAGCUUGGCUCUCGGGUCCACACCGUGUUGGUCAGCCAAUGUACCAUAUUGGUUCUCUCUGCGGGUUGUUGCACGGUGGCCUCCAUUCCCUGGGCGCCGAGGAGGAGGUAUUCGCACUACCCGCAGGAGGAGGUGGUCCGGGGGAAUGA
Molecule: messenger RNA, 2396 nt
Organism: Puntigrus tetrazona (Sumatra barb)
Lineage: Eukaryota; Metazoa; Chordata; Actinopteri; Cypriniformes; Cyprinidae
Product: syntaphilin-like
Biological process (GO): neuron differentiation
Cellular component (GO): cytoplasmic microtubule; mitochondrion
Source: RefSeq, a predicted model, not a curated record